CUCCGGCAUCAACAAAUUCAUCAACUAAUGCAUCCCAGAACGCCCCGACUAAUCGACCCGUUUCCCCAUAGUAAAAUAGACAAAGAACAGUAGCCCCACAGGAGGACUACUCUUGGUUGUCUAUAAAGCUCGUGUCGAAUGCUGAUGCCGCCCAGCACAGCAGCAGCAGCAGCCCCAGCGUGGAAGAAAGGACGCAGCAGGAGGGUACACAGGGGCAGCGAGAGGGGGUUGCUACUUGGUACGUGCUACUCGAUCGGGUGAUCCUGAUCUCCAUGGCGGGUCUUGCUCCGAGGACCAUUGUCCUGGCCCUUGGCGCCGCGGCGCUGGGCGGGCCCGACGCGCUGCGCCUCCUGCUGGAGACCGCGGGGCGGAGCCCCCUCCAUGACAUCCUCAUCUGCGUCCUGGCUAUGGCCGCGGUCACCGCCCAUGUCCUCGGAACCACGCUGCUGGCGCGCUUCGUCCGCAAGGCGCGCGCGGGCGGCGGUGCGCCGGGCACGGACCUCUUCGCCGUCGUGACCGCGACGGUGUCCGUCGGCGCCGCCCUCCUCGUCACCGCGUGCCUCCUCCUCGCCGGGUCCGGCGGCCUCGGCGCGCUCCGCCUCGCGUUCGGCUUCGUCGCCAAGAACCCCAUCGCCACCGCUACCGUCCUCGUCAUCGCCGCCGCCGCCGGCGUCGGCGGCUUCUUGCCGUACACCAUGCCUCUGCUCCGCUUCGGCCGCCGUGCGGGUGCCGCCCGCGGCGCCUCCCCUGCUGGCGACCGCGCCACGUUCCAGCAGACGUUGCCCUUCGUCGGCCCGCUCCUCGUCGCCGCCUGCCUCGCCCUCGUUGUCCUUCUCUUCGCGCCCGGCGCCAUCGAGUCGGGCGGCGGGGAGUACCCGUGCUCUGUUUGAUGCGAUACGGAACGAGCUGCGGUGGCUGUAAAUCGUGAGAUUGUUGACGCGGAGUGUGAGUGGAUGGAAUUGGGGUGAGGGUCAUGUAAAUGGUGAGGUAUAAUGGUUGGGAUUAGCGGGUGGUGUUAGUAUUGGUCGAUCUGUUCCCAUUCAAUGAAAUUUAGCAAUCUGUGGGUGGUGUCAGUACUUGUCAA
Panicum hallii is the source of this 1084-nucleotide messenger RNA. RefSeq lists its product as uncharacterized. Lineage: Eukaryota; Viridiplantae; Streptophyta; Magnoliopsida; Poales; Poaceae. The transcript has a single exon. The record is from RefSeq and is a predicted model, not a curated record. Bases 273 to 890 code for a protein of 205 amino acids.